Tarenaya hassleriana is the source of this 1505-nucleotide messenger RNA. RefSeq lists its product as uncharacterized. Gene Ontology annotation, cellular component: membrane. The record is from RefSeq and is a predicted model, not a curated record. Lineage: Eukaryota; Viridiplantae; Streptophyta; Magnoliopsida; Brassicales; Cleomaceae. The coding region runs from base 211 to 1248 and encodes 345 amino acids. The transcript has 5 exons. Gene Ontology annotation, biological process: Golgi vesicle transport.
UUUUUUACUGUAACCAAAGUCCCUUUUUUGCCGAUCGAGCGCAGUUCUCUCCUCUCCCCGGAAUCUGCAAAUCCUUCAAUUCGCGAUUUGAAGUUUCGAUUCUUUUGUUUUUUGCACGCAUUGAGAAGAUCUCUGGGUAUUUUUUUGUAUUGCGUAGAAAUUCAGGGAUUUCAUUCGUAGAUUCUCUUAGGAUCUUAGGGUUUUCUAGGGAUGACGACGAAUUUCGAUCGAUGGGAGAAGGAUCCUUUCUUUGCUGCUGCUGAGGAGGUUCAGGAAUCCGCUGACAGGAUGGAAUCGACGUAUCGGACAUGGAUCCAUGCGAAAAGAAACCGUUCAAAUGUGUGGGACUGUGAGCAAUUGCAUCGAGAUUUGCAUACUGCUCUCGGAACUACCAAAUGGCAGUUGGAUGAGUUUCAGAAGGCGGUCCAAUCUAGCUACGAUGAACAGAUGAGUGAUGAUACCCGGGACAGGCAUCGCGAGUUCAUUGUCGCUAUCGAAAACCAGGUUUCGAAAAUCGAGAAAUCCAUGAAGGAUACAGCUCAUUCUGAAGGAAAAGGGACCCCGAGAUGGGUACGGUUGAAUGAAGACGAGCGUGAUGAACUCGCGCUGUUCUUGACUGGACCAUCUGAAUCUGAAGGGAACAUACAUUCAAAUAAUCAUGUCAGAGUAAAUGAUCUGAAAGAGGUUUCGGAUAAAGAACCAACGGGUGCUCGUUUAAAGAAUCCGAGCGAUACAAUGGUCUGUGUUCCUCUGGAAAUCCAGGAGGGGAAGCCGCAUGGACAUAGAAGAACAGCUAGUUGUACUGCCGAAACUGGUGCUUGGAAUAUUUCGAUAUCUGAUGACAAUUUCUUGCAAAAUUCUUCCGAUGAAACAGUGGUGAGGGUACCUCGGAAGGUGCCCAGCUUCUCUGGGUUCUUGAACUUUAUGGAACCCACAGCCAAUGUGAAUUGGUCGAAAAAUUGUGUUAGAAAGUGGAAAGCUGCAGAUCGUCAACAGGAAUCUGAUGUUGCAUUAUUGCCUACCCAAGCUCAUAGACAAGUUGUAAAUGCAUCAUGCUAUGAGAGAAGCAAGAGCUGUCUGGAAUGUGAAGAGUGCUAUGAAAAACCUCUUCACGGUUGGUAUGGAGCAUUACAGAGGCAACUUCAACGGUCUCAGUAUCAAAUGCAGUACAGUAAACCGGUCCAAGUCACAAUUUGGAUUCUUCUCGUAAUUUUCCUUAUCGUUUUAGUUGCUGUUCACACAAUGUAAAGACUUUAGCAGAAGACAUGCAACAACAACAUCCCACAUCUUGGGAACUGAUUGGUGAGAGAUUGAUUGUCUGCUCCAUAUUGAAAGUGGACAGACACUGCGGAAAGAGAGAAGGGAGAACAUUCUGUAUUUUCUUACCCCUUUCUGUUUUUGAUCUUAUAGCGAGAUAUCUAAGAACGAGUGAAUUCUUGCUUCUGUGGUGUGAUGUGAUGUUGUAAUAUAAAACCACGAUUUGGAAAUUCGACCCUUUUCUUUUU